UAUAUUGUCUCAUGUCUCAUCUCAUAGCCUUGAUUUAACUGAUUCAAGUGCAGUGUGUGUGCAAAUACAGUAGUGCAUUGAUCUAAAUUUAUAUAAAAGCAGGUUGAUGGGACCAUCCUUUGGUUACAAGGCACGUGGUGGAUUUAUGAUUUUUACCCUGGUGUUGUUUUAAUUUAAAUUUUGCGAGUGAAACGAGACACGAAAAUGACAACCUCGUCUGAGGAUGUGCUCAUGCAAGUGGGACAAGUGAGGUACAAAAAAGGCGAUGGGACCUUAUACAUUAUGAACGAGAGGAUAGCGUGGAUGCUGGACAACAAAGAUACUGUCUCGGUUAGCCACAAAUAUGCAGACAUUAAACUGCAAAAGAUUUCGCCAGAGGGUAAGCCAAAAAUACAAUUGCAAGUCGUUUUGCACGAUGGCACAUCCUCGACCUUCCACUUUGUCAAUGUUAAGGGAGUGGAAGCACAAGUCCAAGACAGAGAUGAGGUUAAAGAAUUGUUGCAGCAACUCUUGCCCAAGUUCAAGAAAAAAGUUAACAAGGAGCUGGAAGAGAAAAACAGGAUAUUGCAAGAACAUCCAGUGCUUCUUCAGCUGUAUCGUGAUCUUGUAAUAACACAAGUAAUAACAUCUGAGGAAUUUUGGACUCAGCAUGCCCCACAGUAUACUCAAGCCAAACAAGUACCUAAGCAAGACAUUGGUGUAAAUAGUGCCUUUUUAGCUGAUAUCAAACCACAAACAGAUGGCUGUAACGGACUGAAAUACAAUUUAACAGUAGAUAUAAUAGAGUGUAUAUUCAAAACAUAUCCAGCUGUUAAAAAAAAACAUCAGGAAUACGUGCCUCAUAAAAUGUCCGAAUCAGACUUCUGGACAAAGUUUUUUCAAUCUCAUUACUUUCACAGAGAUCGCAUAAAUGUCGGGACCAAAGAUCUGUUUACAGAAUGUGCCAAAAUAGAUGAUCAAGAAAUGAAAAAGGAUAUCCAGGCGGGAAUAGACGACCCUACGGUUGAUUUGACUGGUUUCGAUGACAUAAAUGUAGAGGAUAUGUAUGUCGGAGAUGCCGCAGCCGCUAAGGCUGACAAAUCAUCCGUUAACAUUAUUCAUCAGAGUAUGAUAAAGAGAUUUAAUCAACAUAGCAUCAUGGUUAUGAAAGCCAAUAAAAAUCAGUCUUUGUCAAUGAAAGAUCAUCCUCAGGCGAAUGGUUCAGCAAUAACAAAUAAAAACUCAAGUUUUAAUUCUAAUGCAACAGCUUCAGCAGACUCUGAUUUACCAAAAUCUAAAAAACGGUGUAUACAAGAUAAAAUAGUGUUUGAGGAUCUUGACGACAAAUACGAUGUGCAAGUAAAUACUGGACCGCCACUGGUUCUGACGCAAGUCGACAGAUAUUUACACGGCCCAGUUUCAUUAAACGAAAACAAUCAUGACGCGUCGACAGAUCAAAUCAGAGUUACCAUAAGUCAAUUGUUGAAAGAGAUGGAAAAAUGGUCGAGCACCGCUUAUCUACCACGACAACCAUCAACGUCUUUAGUUAAUCCCGCUGCUGCUGUAUCAGCACUGGGAGAACUCACUCCUGGUGGAUCGUUGAUGAAAGGAUUUCGAGAGGAUAGUCUUAGUCAGUUAAUUCCUAAAGAGGUGGAAAAAGAACUUGCAAGUGUGUAUGUUUGCACGUGUGAACUUUUGAGACAUUUUUGGAGGUGUUUUCCACCAACGACUCCGCAACUCGAGGAAAAAGUUGGCAGAAUGCAUACGGCACUACAGAAUUUUCAUACAGUAAAGCUGAAACCAUUCGAGGCGCGAUUACAAAGAGAGUUUUCAGCAGUCAGUCAACAUCUUACAAGUCACUUAAAUCAAUUACUCAAUGCUGCCUACAGAAAGUUUGCCGUCUGGCAGCAACGUCGAGGAGGUCAGCUUCGGUAGCCGACAGUCGGAUUUUGAAUCGGCACAUUGACGUUCUCCGCACUUACUCUAUGUACGAUGACACAACAAUACAGAUAUACUUAUCACUCGUGUUUUCAAAAAUAUACAUGUGAAGCAAUGCAAAAGCGCUUGAAAAUAUUAAUUAUUUUCGAACAUUGAAACAUUUACUGUUUGUUAUCGUAAAAGUCUGAGCUUGACUCUUAUCAAUCAUAAUUAUACAUUGAUUGAAUUAAAUAGAAAGAAAAAAAAAAAGAAAAAAAAAACCAAUAAUUUUGUAAAAGCCAUUUAUAUAAAGAAAAAGGGCUAGCAAGCCAUGCUUGCAAGUGCUUCCAAAGCAAUUUUUCAAAUAGACAAUUUUAAUAGUUUAAUAGGCUUAAUUUAUUGCUUAAAAAAAUUCUGAAUUAGUUCCCUCAGUUUUUACUGUGUAAAAACUUUGUUUUUUUUUAAUUUUUAUUUUAAAUAAUGUACACUAUUUGUGUAACGUCUGGAAAAUAAAUUA
Messenger RNA from Copidosoma floridanum, 2413 nucleotides. It is a transcript of the gene Tfb1, whose product is annotated as transcription factor B1. NCBI's taxonomy places the organism in Eukaryota, Metazoa, Arthropoda, Insecta, Hymenoptera, Encyrtidae. Gene Ontology annotation, cellular component: transcription factor TFIIH core complex. The record is from RefSeq and is a predicted model, not a curated record. Gene Ontology annotation, biological process: nucleotide-excision repair; DNA-templated transcription.